Messenger RNA from Eriocheir sinensis (Chinese mitten crab), 6586 nucleotides. RefSeq names its product tubulin alpha-8 chain-like. Gene Ontology annotation, cellular component: microtubule; cytoplasm. The transcript is spliced from 6 exons. Gene Ontology annotation, molecular function: structural constituent of cytoskeleton; GTP binding. Gene Ontology annotation, biological process: microtubule cytoskeleton organization; mitotic cell cycle. Bases 2060 to 4354 code for a protein of 764 amino acids. Lineage: Eukaryota; Metazoa; Arthropoda; Malacostraca; Decapoda; Varunidae. The record is from RefSeq and is a predicted model, not a curated record.
GGAAGGCUGACGCUCACAUACAGACACACCGCCACAUAUAGACACAGGAAAUAGACAUGAACACCUAAAAUCAAGCUAAGAUACACCCAACCACAGAACACACCCCACAGAACACCAAAAAUUCGAUAAACACCAGCUGCCAGACAUACGGAGGAAGGCUGACGCUCACACACAGACACACCGCCACAUAUCGACACAGGAAAUAGACAUGAAUAACCAAAAUCAAUCUCAGACACACCCACCAAUACUAUGCACCCCACAGAACACCAAUAACUCGAUAAACGCCUGACACACGGAGACAGACCCGGCGCUCUCUCUCUCUCACACACACACACAUAAUCACACCGCCACAUCUACCCACAGGAAACAGACAUGAAUAACCAAAAGCAGUAUCAGACACACCCACUCACUGCAUACACCCCACAGAACACCAAUAAUUCGAUAAACGCCAGCUGCCACACACUCGGAGGCAGCCCGGCGCUCACACACACACGCGCACAAGCCCGUCUGGCCGUAGGAGACACACAUGAAUGGGGCAAAAUAAUCGAUAUUACGACGAGACAGAGGCACGCGGAGCUCUCCCCGGCCUGACACACAGCCGGAUGCCGAGGCCACAAGGACACGCCCUUAUAACACUUAAUUGUUUCGUCUCUCUCGUCUCCCUCUCGUCUCCUGUCCAGCACUUCCCUCGUGAGCCCCGGGGAAAGGACGAGCGGCUCCCGGCCUGAUAGAGAGCAGCGAAUAUUAAAACAGGCAAUGCGAUGGUGGUCUACAAUGCUAUGGUGGAUGUGGAGUGGGUGGAAAUAAGUGGUUUAAGUGGAUCAGUUGGUUUCAUGAGAGAACAAAGAGAGCGGUGAGUGUGUGGGCGGUGACAGACACUUGUAAAUUAUAUUAUAUUUCUCUUUGUCUGUCUGUGUGAGUCAGUGUGUUGUCCGGGCCUCUGAUGUAACUGUGAGGUCUGGCGGUCUGUCAAGUGCCUAAAAAUGACAGGACAGUGAAGGGAAUACAAGAACAGUGAAGGGAAUAAAAGGAAAAUAUAUUCAUUAUAGUGAAGAUAAAAUACAAGACAUGAGUGAAAUUACAAGUGAAGAGUGGAAUAGAAAAGAGAAAAUGUGUUUGAAGGUUGUGAAAGUGUAAAUGAUAGAAAAAUUAGAAUGAACUGAUGAUAAGAGUGAAAUAGAAAAGAGAAAAUGUGUUUGUAGGUUGUGAAAGUGUAAAUGAUAGAAAAAUUAGAAUGAACUGAUGAUAAGAGUGAAAUAGAAAAGAGAAAAUGUGUUUGUAGGCUGUGAAAGUGUAAAUGAUAGAAAAAAAUAGAAUGAACUGAUGAUGAAAAGAAUGUUACAUAUCUUUAAAAUGACAAAAGGUGCUAACUCUUAAAAUAAUGAAUGCCUAAAUAUAUACAGACCACAAUAUAACAAACAAACAAGUGCAAAGGAAAGAAACACAUCCACACUCACUGCCCUGAACACAAGCAUCAGUACAAGUCUAAUUAUGAGAAUGAACAUGAAAGUGAGACUAAUACAAGCAGCAAAGGGAGCUCUUAGCCAGAACAAGCUCUAUGCAUGACCUUAACAGAAAGAAUAAAUAAAUAAAUAAAAUCAAGAGGCCCCAAACUAAAAGAAAAGGUGCCCAAAAACUGAAAGAAAGGAGAAAAAAGUCUAUUGAUGAACAAACUCGUAUGAAUUCCCAUUUUCUAAAAAGUGCCUCUGAAUUGAAAAAAGUAGGAGAAAAUAAGGCCAUCUAAAAAAAUAUAUAUAAAAAGUACCCCAAAACUGAAAAUAAAAGAAAAAGAGCAUCCACUCAAAAUCACAAUAAAUCUCCAAAAUUGAAAACUGUCCCAAAACUCAAAAAAAGGAGAAAAAAAGGGCCACCCCCAGACCCCCUAAACUAAAAAUGGCACUGAAAUACUGAAAAAGGCAAAAAAGGCCAUUCCAACUGAAAGAUAGGAAAAAAAAGGUCAAUCCACUUUCAAAAAAUCCCCGAAACUUUAAAAAAAAUUGUACCACCAAAAAUCACAAAAGUAUCCCUUCAAUCUGAGCAAAACUCCUCUGACCCCAAGAUGGACACUGCUGCCAUCAAGCUUCUUAUUGACCUUCAGCAUGAGGCUUACAGAAACUCCCUGGAGCUGUUUGUGGGUCAGGUCAUGUCACGCGUUGACUCCCUCCAGGCCAAGGUCGUGGAGCAAGCCAAGACUAUUGAUCUCACCCGCUCUGAGCUUGUGGAGGUCAGGUCACUAUUUCGGGUCAUCCUGAGUAGCCUGUGCGGGGGUGAGGGGGUUGCCGGGUUGAGGAAGGGGGUCAAUGCAUGGGGUGUGGAUGACGGAGGUGGAUAUGAGGGGUGGAAUCUUGGCGGAAAAGGCGGUGUGGAUGCGUGGGUGGAUGGGGAGAGGAAUGGCUUUGAGAGGCGGGGGAAUCGGAAGAGGACGAGCCGUGGAUGGGAUGUGGAGCGUGUGGAUGUGACCCGCAUGCCCGAACCACAUCUUGAGGAAGCGACUUUAUGUGUGGAUGGCCUGGAGGAGACGGAAACGGAGACAGAUGAGGACAUAUCCACACGUCUGUCCACCAUGCUCCGCGAGAGGCUGGGACUGGGCGAAAUCCACCUCCGAUACUGCCGACGGAUGGGACAAGUCAACGAUAACCACUCCAGGACAGUUGUGGCGAGAUUCUGCCGCGCUCAGGACAGGGAUGUGGUUCUGGCGCGUGCAGGGGAACUAGAGGGAUGUGGCCUGACCAUAUACACCGCCUGGCACUCAACGCAACCAGCAUACCCACUGCCCAGGGAGGAAGCGCGGCAUGGGAAGAAACGGCAACGCAAACGGCACUCUAGAGGAAGACACAAAAAGGAAUCAGGUGCCAAAUUCGCCACGCUGGAGGGUCACAUCACUCCCUUGGGAACGCCGCAUGACUUCAACGGAUCAGCGGCGUCCAUCGCGACCUCAGACUCCACAGCGUCGUUCCUUGACUUCGAGAGCUACACGGAAGAGGAUGAUGAGGAGUUCCUAGCGGGCCCGGACACGGGUGCCAGCAGACAGGUGGUCUCGCUACACGUGGGCCAGGCAGGUGUGCAGGUGGGCAGGGCGUGCUGGGAGCUGUACUGCCUCGAGCACGGAAUAUUCCCCGAUGGAGUUCCUUACCCAACCAUCGAUGAAUCCUCUCUGGAUCCGUUCUUCUGUGAGACAAGCACCGGCAAGAUGGUUCCUCGCUCCCUAUUCAUUGACCUUGAACCAUCUGUCGUGGAUGAGAUACGCCACGGCACGCACCGGGACCUCUUCCACCCCUCCAGCCUGGUGACGCACAAGGAAGACGCGGCCAACAACUUUGCGCGAGGCCGAUACACCGUGGGCAAGGCGGUGAUCGGGCAGGUCAUGGACAAUAUAAGGAAGCAGGUGGAGGCGUGCUCUGGCCUGCAGGGGUUCACAAUCACUCACUCCCUGGGCGGCGGGACAGGCUCUGGCUUCAUGACCCUACUCCUGGAGAAGCUGACCCAGGAGUACUGCAGCACGGGCCUCCUGCGCUUCUCCAUCUUCCCCUCCCCCCGCAUGGCGACGGCCGUGGUGGAGCCCUACAACACCGUCCUCCACGCCGCCACCACCAUGGACUACGAGCACUGUGUCUUCGUGUCCGACAACGAGGCGACGUAUAGGCUCUGCGUCGACUGCCUGGAGAUGACGCGGCCCAACUACCGGAACCUGAACCAACUCACGGCACAGGUUAUCUCCUCCUCCACGGCCUCUCUGCGGUUCGAUGGGGCCCUGAAUGUUGACCUGCGGGACUUCAACACAAAUCUUGUCCCACUGCGUCGCCUUCACUUCCCCGUCAUGGCCUUCGCUCCGAUUGUGUCGCCGGAAGCAGCCAUUAGUGAGCAGAAGUCAGUGGCGGACAUGACGACUUCCUGCUUCGAGCCAAAGAUGCAGAUGGCGACUUGUGACCCAACGAACGGGAAAUACAUGUCUUGCUGCCUCUUGUACCGCGGCGAUGUCACUCCCAAUGACGUGCAGCGCGCCAUAUCGGCAAUAAAGCUGAUGAAGACGGUGCAGUUCGUGGAGUGGUGCCCGACUGGCUUCAAGCUCGGGAUAAACGGAGGCCGGCCAACUCUGUACCCUGGGAAAGGAGGCACCAAGCUCACCCGCGCCGUGUGUAUGCUGGCAAACACCACGGCUUUCAAGGAUACAUGGAAGGGGCUGACACAUAAGUUUGAUUUAAUGUAUAGUAAGCGUGCCUUCAUUCACUGGUAUGCCGGGGAGGGCCUGGAGGAGUGUGAGCUAGCGGACGCCCAGGACAGCUUGGCGCAGAUGAUAAAGGAUUACGAGGAGGUGGAAAGGGAUGGAAAGGAGGUGGUUGUGGAUGAAUUUUAAGGUGUGCAUGUAUGUUUGUAAGAGUGCAUGAGUGCGAGUGUACAUGUGUGUGUGUGUGUGUGUGUGAAAGAGAGUGGGUUCAAGAGGCAGCAGUUUGAUAAGGAUUUGUGAAUGUGAUCUGGCAAGAGUGAGAUAUUUAUUCAUGUGGUCUAUAAGUGAAUUAACAUUGGAAGCCGCCUAGGUAAGGAAUAUAAAGCUUUACAGUCUCCCACAAGACUAAAAAAUCUGGUGGGUUGAUGGCCAAUAAAAUGCCAAAUUCUAGAGUAUUCCAAAUUUUUAGCGAAGGUUUGUGUAUGUAUGCCAUGGGAUAUUAUAACUAUUUUUUUUAAGCUUGCCAAAUAUGAAGUAUUGAGCAUUCCAAACAAUAAUUUAGUUUUACAUAUUGCCAUAUAUAAUAAGCCACAACUCACUUAUGAUGUUACGCUUAUAUACCUAAUCUCUCUGUCUGCACAAGUGAUCACGUGUCUCAGGUGUGUGUCAGGGGUUGCAAAGACUGUGUUAGGUUAUGGUCCCUUUUCCACCAUUUCCUAAUUUGAGAUGUUCCAUAUUAGGUACUCCUUAUUUCACCAUAUCUACUGCCUAGGGUCAUGGCUGGUUAUCCAGAGACUAGUUCUAUAAGAAAGCACAAAGCAAGAAUCACCAUAACAUUGAAAAGAGGUAUUAUGGAAAAUCACAAAUAUGGAGGAGGCCAAGGGGAUGCCCACUGAGCUCAUGGCUUGCACAAAUCAAUGGAUCCCAGCAUGAGUUAUUUGGGAUUGGAAGGUGACUUGCAUGAACAGAAAUGUAGGGUGGGCGAGGCAACGCACACCCUGGAGUAUGUCUCAGUUGAUCGAUUGAUAAAUGGGACACAGUUAUGAUAGGUGGUUUGUCUUUUUCUAAUCUUUGCAGCACUUAAUACAUUAAAAAGACUUUUUCAUCCGUGUUUCUUGACAAUCUCACAGACAGAGCACAAUGGAGUGAAGGAAUUUUACAGAAUAAUAAUAAAAGGAGGUAAAUAGUGGUUGAUACAUAUUUGUCUAGAUUUAUGCCAACUCUUGCCAUCUCUGAAAUAAUUCCAUCCUGUCCUCUCACACAAUUUUAUACAAAGGAGUGAAGGGAUUGACAAAGGGAAGGCAGAAGUUAGGGGUUGACAGUCUAAGUCUCUGCUAAGCUCUUGUAACCUCUAAACUAAUUCCAACCCUUCCUCUCAGCCACAUUCUCAGACAAUCUUACAUAAAGAAGUGCAGGGACUGACAGACACGGAAGGCAGAAGUUAGGAGCUGAUGGUCAAUGUAUUUGCCUAACUCUUGUCAUUGCUAAAAUAAUUCUUUCCUGUUCUCUCAUCCAUGUUCUCAGACAAAUUUCCAUAAAGGAGAGAAAGGAAAGUCUGAAGUUUGGAUAUAAUGAUUUAAGUUUCUGUUAAGCUCUUAUGAUCUCUAAAUUAAAUCCAUACUGUCUUUGCAUCUAUUAGCCUUGACAGAUUUCACCCAUGUUCAUAUAGGGUUGCUGUUAAGGGCUUGUGGUUUGGGGUUUAAGACCUAAUGUGGUUUCUGACAUCAGUGGCAACAUUGGGGGUUCAAAUCAACUUGCCCUAACUUGUCUAACCCACUCAAUCACCACAUACCACCUUGUCCUAUCCAUAUCCCCAGACAAUCUCACAGGAAAGGCAUAAAGCGUGAAGGUCCUGAAAUGUGUUACGGGAAGCUGUAAACACACAUCAAUUUUCACGAGAACUCACACAGACUUAUCAACAUUUUCUCAAACACACGUCACGUUUCUUAGUGUCCAUGCUAAAAAUGCCUUGUUUGUUACAUCAUACUACAAUCUCUGGUCUGUUGUAAGGUGUAUAGAUGUUGCUUGUUGGACUUGGAACUUUCGCUUCUGGUGCCUGAUUAGGAGUGAUUAACAGGUACAAACUGCACGAGGGAGGCGUGCAGGUGAGCUCGCAAAGAUAUCAAUGCGUAUGUAACAUGUUUGCUCCAUAUAUCAAAUAUUAUUGUUAUCUUUCUAUAAUGAGACGAUUGCAUCUUAAGUGACUUCCAGUGAUCUCUCUCCCUGCGUUACUCAGUCAUUUGUAUUAAACACAUUCUAGAGUGUUAGUUGAGGCAAGUUUAGCACUGAAAAGUUUUGUAUCUAUGGCGUGUAUUUUAGUAUUGAAUCUUAUCGCAUAUACACCACAGGACUUGAUACCUGUGAUCAUGCUAUUUUUUUUGUUGGUUUUGCUAUAAAUACAGAUGUUAUGACAUUUAAGAA